Messenger RNA from Macadamia integrifolia, 2454 nucleotides. RefSeq names its product probable metal-nicotianamine transporter YSL7. Gene Ontology annotation, cellular component: membrane. Lineage: Eukaryota; Viridiplantae; Streptophyta; Magnoliopsida; Proteales; Proteaceae. The coding region runs from base 262 to 2313 and encodes 683 amino acids. Gene Ontology annotation, molecular function: oligopeptide transmembrane transporter activity. The record is from RefSeq and is a predicted model, not a curated record. The transcript has 7 exons.
UAGUAGAACCAACUUCUCCGUAAGGGGGUGUUGGCAAUUUGCAGAUCGAAAUGGGAAUUGACAGGCAGGAUAAUUUCCAGAUCGCCACAAAUUCCCUUUUUUUAAAAGAUAGUUCAGUAAGAAAGAAACCUCAUCACACGUUUAUGGCUGUCGUUUCACAUUUCUCAUUUAAACCCCCUCUCCCCCCCAAUACCCAUAUACAUAUACAGGGAACUACAAAGCUUGAAAAACUAGAUACCAAGGAGUUUUCACUUCCACAAUAUGCAAACCAUCGAGGACGGAAGAGACCCACAGCAGAAUGUGGAGGAAAUAAAGCCCUUUUCAAUCGAACAGGUCUUUGAUACUAAGACGGUUCCACCAUGGAAGGAGCAGUUGACCACCAGGGCCUUCGUGGUUAGUUUAGUUCUAAGUGUUCUGUUCAGCAUCAUUGUUAUGAAGCUUAGCCUCACCACUGGAGUCAUACCUUCCCUUAAUGUCGGUGCUGGGCUUCUUGGGUUCUUCUUCGUUAAGACAUGGACCAAGUUAUUGCAGAAAUCUGGAAUGCUCAAGCACGAUUUUACUAGGCAAGAGAAUACCGUCAUUCAAACCUGUGUCGUUGCUUCCUCUGGCAUUGCCUUCAGCGGUGGUUUUGGGAGUUACCUCUUUGCAAUGAGCGAUGCUAUUGCUAAACAAUCAAAAGAAAUCAAUAAAGAACAGAACAUUAAGAACCUAUCUUUGGGAUGGAUCAUUGGGUUUCUCUUUGUUGUUAGUUUUCUGGGUCUCUUCUCUGUGGUUCCUCUUCGGAAGAUUAUGGUCAUAGACUAUAAACUGGUCUAUCCGAGUGGUACUGCAACUGCACAUCUUAUCAACAGUUUCCACACUCCACAAGGAGCAAAAUUAGCCAAGAAGCAAAUCAAGGAGUUGAACAAGUUCUUCUCAUUCAGUUUCUUGUGGGCAUUCUUCCAAUGGUUCUUCACUGGAGGGGAUGGUUGUGGAUUCUCAAAAUUCCCUACAUUUGGUCUCAAAGCAUUUGAGAGAAGAAUGUACUUCGAUUUUUCUGCUACAUAUGUUGGAACUGGGAUGAUCUGUCCUUACCUCAUAAACAUUUCUAUUUUAGUUGGAGCGAUUCUCUCAUGGGGUAUCAUGUGGCCUCUCAUUGAAACUAAAAAGGGUGAUUGGUAUCCUGCAGAUCUUCCCUCUAGCAGCUCUCAAGGCUUACAAGGUUACAAGAUUUUCAUUGCUAUUGCCAUGAUCCUAGGAGAUGGUCUCUAUAAACUAUUGAUAGUCCUCUAUCAAAUCCUCUCUAGUUUAUUUCAACAGUACUCUCAUAAAAAAACUGGAGAUCUUCCCAUUACUGGAACCUCUACUCUUGUGAACCCACAUUUCUCCUAUGAUGAUGAGCGGCGAACAGAUCUCUUUCUCAAAGAUCAAAUACCAUCUUGGGUUGCAUUAGGAGGCUAUGUUACCAUUGCUGCCAUCUCCACCAUCACACUACCUUACAUUUUUCGCCCGCUCAAGUGGUAUCAUGUCUUCAUCGUCUACAUCUUCGCACCGAUCCUAGCCUUCUGCAAUGCAUAUGGCUGUGGACUCACUGAUUGGUCCCUAGCCUCAACAUAUGGGAAGCUUGCCAUCUUUACCAUUGGUGCAUGGGCAGGGGUUGCUAAUGGUGGAGUUCUCGCAGGUCUUGCAGCUUGUGGGGUCAUGAUGAACAUUGUUGCCACAGCCUCUGAUCUCAUACAGGAUUUCAAGACUGGGUACCAAACAUUAACUUCACCUCGUUCCAUGUUUGUGAGCCAGAUUAUCGGGACUGCAAUGGGUUGUAUUAUCUCCCCUUGCAUUUUUUGGCUCUUCUAUAAUUCCUUCCAUAAUCUUGGUGUCCCAGGGUCUGAAUACCCUGCCCCAAAUGCUCUCGUCUACCGUAACAUAUCAAUAUUGGGGGUUGAGGGGUUCUCAAGCCUACCAAAGCAUUGCCUUCAGCUAUGCUAUGCCUUUUUUGCUGCAGCCAUUCUUGUGAACUUGAUUAGAUCUACAGUAGGAAAGAAAUGGGCAAAAUUUAUUCCACUCCCAAUGGCCAUGGCUAUACCAUUCUACCUUGGAGGCUACUUUGCAAUUGACAUGUGUGUUGGAAGCUUAAUACUAUUUGUGUGGGGAAAGGUUGACAAAACCAAUGCAGAAGCAUUUGGAGCUGCAGUAGCUUCUGGUUUGAUUUGUGGGGAUGGGCUUUGGAGUUUGCCCAGUUCAGUUCUUGCUUUGGCUGGGAUUCAACCACCCAUCUGCAUGAAGUUUCUCUCAAGGAAAGCAAAUGCCGGUGUUGAUAAAUUCUUAGGCUCUUAAGCCAUGCCUUAGUUUAUGUUCUAGCUCUAUAUAUAUAUAUAUAUAUAUAUUAGAAAAUAUCAUUUUAUCUUUGAAACCAUGCAAUUGUAUAUAUAAAGGUGAACAGUAAAGUUCUAAUGCAUUCGACGUUGCCAUUACUAA